AUGUUCAUUGAACAAGUGGCUUCACUUCAAAUGAUCGCGAUGAGGACGAUGAUGAUUAAUUACACUCACCAUCGAGAUUGCUCAACAAGGUUAAUUGGUUGCGGUUUUAUACAAGUUACAAGCUGGUUGCAAGUUGGUUGCAAGUUGGUUGCAAGCUGGUUGCAAGUUCGUUGCAAGCUGGUUGCAAUAAUUAUCAUCAUCAUCAUCACUUGCUACAGUGAUAAGUUUGCACUGACCAUUGACCACUCCGAAAACAACGUUCUUCGAGUUGUGUGGUCGUCCACCCACCAUGCAAGCAAGGAACUCCUCCCAGAUUAG
This is a messenger RNA of Helobdella robusta, 318 nucleotides long. RefSeq lists its product as hypothetical. The record is from RefSeq and is a predicted model, not a curated record. Lineage: Eukaryota; Metazoa; Annelida; Clitellata; Rhynchobdellida; Glossiphoniidae. The transcript has 3 exons. Bases 1 to 318 code for a protein of 105 amino acids.